This is a messenger RNA of Moneuplotes crassus, 819 nucleotides long. Lineage: Eukaryota; Ciliophora; Spirotrichea; Euplotida; Euplotidae. The record is from the annotation of a GenBank genome assembly.
AUGUAUCUAACCAGAAACUGGCUGGCGAUUAUUCUUCCUUUCUGAGCCAUUAGCAUCUUUGCAACAGCAUUUAUCUUUCUUGUGCCUGAAUCUCAGAAGUUUCUUAAAGAUCAAGAUCGAAAGAAAAUACAAGAAGUACCAAAAUAUAGCUCAAGAGGACAAAUGUUCGAUAGGCAAACAAUCGAUCUCACUAUUGCUGAUGAAAAUGAGAAGCCAAGGUUUAUGAAUAUUUUCAAAGACUGGACUCAAGUAAUAAACCUUAUCAUAAUGAUUUGCAGCUGGUCAUUCACAAGUGCUGGAUACUAUCUUGUGUGUUACAAUGUCAAAUAUUUUGAAGGUUCAGUGUAUACCAACAGUAUUCUACUCGGUGUUGCAGGUCUUAUUGGAGUGAUCUUGUUCAGUAUCUUAAUUAACCUCAUCUCAAGCAAAAAGCUCCUGAUCAGUUCGUUCUUCUUAACUCUGUUUGGAAGUGUUGGGUACUUAGCAACUUUACAAUAUCCAAGCCUAGUCCCAAUUUGGAUCCUGUUCAUGGUAGGUAGCUUCUCUAUCCAAUUCAGCCUGUGAUACUACUUAAACUGUGAGUUAUUUCAGCCAGCAUUCAGGACAAGAGUGUACUCAAUCUGCAACUUCUGCUCAAGGUCAUGCUCAAUGUUAUCCCCUCUCCUCUCAGAGACGCUCUCAAACCCUAUAAUCCUCAUCUCCGCUUGCUCUAUCCUAAUGCUUCUUCUAUCACUCAACCUAACCCCCAAACCUAACUAUCGAAGCUAUUCUUAAAACCCCAGCCUGUAAAGGUAGCAUAACUUGAGGCCGUCACUAGUA